UCCAGGUAGAGCAUGCUUGGACAGCAACUUGAUUUCAAACCAGCCCAUUGCAGAGAAGCCCACACGAAACAUUGACCUUGGCCACCUCGGCCGAGGCAGUUUGGCCAAAGUGAUGAGGUUGCCGGUCCAGUCAUGCCCACUGUGGAUGACAUUCUGGAGCAGGUUGGGGAGUUCGGCUGGUUCCAGAAGCAAGUCUUCCUGACCCUAUGCCUGCUGUCAGCUGCCUUUGCCCCCCUCUACGUGGGCAUCGUCUUCCUGGCCUUCACCCCGGAUCACCGCUGCCUGAGCCCCGGGGUGGCCGAGCUGAGCCGGAGAUGCGGCUGGAGCCUGGCAGAGGAGCUGAACUACACAGCGCCGGGCCCGGGGGCCGCGGGCGAGGCGUCCCCUCACCAGUGCCGCCGCUACGAGGUGGACUGGAACCAGAGCGCCCUCAGCUGCGCGGACCCCCUGGCCGGCCUGGCGGCCAACAGGAGCCACCUGCCGCUGGGCCCCUGUCGGCACGGCUGGGUGUACGAAACGCCCGGCUCGUCCAUCGUGACCGAGUUCAACCUGGUGUGUGAUGACUCUUGGAAGGUGGACCUCUUUCAGUCCUGCGUGAACGUGGGCUUCUUCCUGGGCUCUCUGGGUGUCGGCUACAUUGCAGACAGGUUUGGCCGCAAGUUCUGUCUCCUGGCCACCACCCUCACCAGCGCCGUCUUGGGCGUCCUCACGGCCGUGGCGCCAGACUACACGUCCCUGCUGCUGUUCCGCCUGCUACAGGGGCUGGUCAGCAAGGGCAGCUGGACGUCCGGUUACAUCCUGAUCACAGAAUUCAUGGGCUUGGGCCACAGGCGAACCGUGGCGAUCCUCUACCAGGCGGCCUUCACGGUGGGGCUCGUGCUGCUCUCGGGAGUGGCCUACGCCAUCCCUCACUGGCGGUGGCUGCAGCUGGCCAUCUCUUUGCCCAUCUUCCUCUUCCUGUUCUACUACUGGUGUGUGCCCGAGUCUCCCCGCUGGCUGCUGUCGCAGAAGAGAAACGCGCAAGUGAUGAAGAUAAUGGGCCACAUCGCCCGCAAGAAUGGGAAGCUGCCACUUGUUGAUCUGAAGAUGCUCUCGCUCGAAGAGGACGUCACCGAGAAGCUGAGCCCCUCCUUUGCAGACCUGUUCCGCACGCCACAGCUGAGGAAACACACCUUUAUUCUGAUGUACCUGUGGUUCACCAGCUCUGUGCUCUACCAGGGCCUCAUCAUGCACGUGGGCGCCACGGGUGCGAACCUCUACCUGGAUUUCUUGUACUCGGCUCUGGUUGAAUUCCCGGCGGCCUUCAUCAUCCUCGUCACCAUUGACCGCUGCGGCCUCAUCCGCCCGUUGGCCCUGUCAAACCUGGUGGCGGGGGCAGCCUGCUUCGCCAUGGUUUUUAUCUCACACGAUCUGCACUGGCUAAACAUCACAGUAGCUUGCAUCGGCCGAAUGGGAAUCACCAUCGUGUUCCAAAUCGUGUGCCUGGUGAACGCCGAGCUGUAUCCCACAUUCGUCAGGAACCUUGGAGUGAUGGUGUGCUCCUCCCUGUGUGAUCUGGGCGGGAUCAUCACCCCCUUCCUGGUCUUCAGGCUGAUGGAGGUUUGGCGAGGCUCGCCCCUCAUUUUGUUUGCGAUAUUGGGCCUGGUUGCCGGGGGGGUGACGCUGCUUCUUCCUGAGACCAAAGGGGUCACUUUGCCAGAGACCAUCGAGGAUGCAGAGAACCUUGGGAGGAUAGCAAAGCCCAAAGAAAACACGAUUUACCUUCAGAUCCAAACAACAGAAGGUGCAGGCACGUGAGAGAGAUGCUUCGCUGAGAUCGAAGAUGGGGUUUGCACCUGAAGAAACGCUUAGAAACCCUUACUUUUCUGUGCUCUUCCUCACUUACCUGCCCCUAAACCAAUAUUCUGAACAAUACCAGAUGUGCCUCGUUUUACUUUAUUUUCUUCCUUUUAAAAAAUCUCCCAAAGCCCUGGCCUCUUUUAUCUACUUUCCUAGCAGGAGCUGUUGGUGGUUACCAGUUACUUAAUUAUCUAAAGUAUUUCGAAGAUCCGAUCGAGUUUAAAUAUGGCUAUAAAAGAGGCCUCUGUAACUGG
Acinonyx jubatus (cheetah) is the source of this 2093-nucleotide messenger RNA. RefSeq names its product solute carrier family 22 member 1. Gene Ontology annotation, biological process: transmembrane transport. The coding region runs from base 133 to 1797 and encodes 554 amino acids. The transcript is spliced from 11 exons. NCBI's taxonomy places the organism in Eukaryota, Metazoa, Chordata, Mammalia, Carnivora, Felidae. The record is from RefSeq and is a predicted model, not a curated record. Gene Ontology annotation, cellular component: membrane.